Pipistrellus kuhlii (Kuhl's pipistrelle) is the source of this 6085-nucleotide messenger RNA. It is a transcript of the gene LARGE2, whose product is annotated as LARGE xylosyl- and glucuronyltransferase 2. Gene Ontology annotation, biological process: protein O-linked glycosylation via mannose. Gene Ontology annotation, molecular function: xylosyltransferase activity; glucuronosyltransferase activity. The coding region runs from base 129 to 2288 and encodes 719 amino acids. Lineage: Eukaryota; Metazoa; Chordata; Mammalia; Chiroptera; Vespertilionidae. The record is from RefSeq and is a predicted model, not a curated record. The transcript has 13 exons.
GGGACGGGCGGCCGUCGGGGCCCCGCCGCCCAAGGCUGACGACCCUCCUCUCUCCCCGGAUCCUCAGGGCCCGCGAUGGAGCCCGCAGCCCGGGGCCGCGCCCCGCCCUGAGCGCCCCGCAGACGGCCAUGCUGCCCCGAGGGCGCCCCCGGGCGCUGGGGGCCGCGGCGCUCCUGCUGCUGCUGCUGCUGCUCGGCUUCUUCCUGCUCGGCGGGCACCUGGCGUCCUUCCCCUGCGCGCUGCCGCCGCGCGUUCCCCCCGACGGGCGGCCGCGGGGCGCUGCUGCCUGCGACCCGCACCCGCAGGCGGACCUCGGGGGCCACAACCGCUCCGACUGCGUCCUGCCGCGGCCGCUGCCCCCCAAGUGCGAGCUCUUGCACGUGGCAAUCGUGUGUGCCGGGCACAAAACCAGCCGAGACGUCAUCACGCUGGUCAAGUCCUUGCUCUUCUACAGGAAAAACCCACUGCACCUCCACUUGGUGACCGAUGCCGUGGCCAGGAACAUUCUGGAGACGCUCUUUCACACAUGGAUGGUGCCCGCUGUCCGUGUCAGCUUCUAUGACGCAGAUGAGCUCAAGCCCCAGGUCUCCUGGAUCCCCAACAAGCACUACUCUGGCCUCUACGGGCUAAUGAAGCUGGUGCUGCCCGGUGCCCUGCCUCCUGACCUGGCCCGGGUUAUUGUCCUGGACACAGAUGUCACCUUCGCCGCCGACAUUGCAGAGCUCUGGGCACUCUUUGCUCACUUUUCUGCUCCCUCAUGCCCUCCCCUCCCAGACGAGCAGGUGAUCGGUCUCGUGGAGAAUCAGAGCGACUGGUACCUGGGCAACCUCUGGAGGAACCACAAGCCGUGGCCUGCCUUGGGCAGGGGAUUUAACACAGGUGUCAUUCUCCUGUGGCUGGACCGGCUUCGGCAGGCCGGCUGGAAGCAGAUGUGGAAGCUGACAGCCACCCAGGAGCUCCUCACCCUGCCCGCCACCUCGCUGGCUGACCAGGACAUCUUCAACGCUGUAAUCAAGGGGCACCCGGCGCUGGUGCGGCCCCUGCCCUGCGUCUGGAACGUGCAGCUGUCCGACCACACGCUGGCCGAACGCUGCUACCUGGAGGCGGCUGACAUCAAGGCGGUCCACUGGAACUCCCCGAAGAAGCUGCGAGUGAAGAACAAGCACGUGGAGUUCUUCCGCAACCUCUACCUGACCUUCCUGGAGCACGACGGGAACCUGCUGCGGAGGGAGCUCUUUGGGUGCCCCAGCCCGCGCCCCCCGGAGGCCGAGCGGCUGCAGCAGGCCCUGGCCCAGCUCGACGAGGAAGACGCCUGCUUCGAGUUCCGGCAGCAGCAGCUCACAGUGCACCGCGUGCACAUCACCUUCCUGCCCCACCAGCCGCCGCCUCCCCGGCCCCACGACGUCACCCUGGUGGCGCAGCUCUCCAUGGACCGGCUGCAGAUGCUGGAGGCCCUGUGCAGGCACUGGCCGGGCCCCAUGAGCCUGGCCUUGUAUCUGACAGACGCAGAAGCCCAGCAGUUCCUGCGUUUCGUCGAGGCCUCGGAGGUGCUCUCUGCCCGGCAGGAUGUGGCCUACCACGUGGUGUACCGGGAGGGUCCCCUCUACCCCAUCAACCAGAUUCGCAACGUGGCCCUGGCCCAGGCCCUCACGCCUUACGUAUUCCUCACCGACAUUGACUUCCUGCCCGCCUACUCCCUCUACGACUACCUCAGGGCCUCCAUUGAGCAGCUGGAGCUGGGCAGCGGGCGGAAGGCAGCCCUGGUGGUGCCAGCAUUCGAGACCCUGCACUACCAGUUCAGCUUCCCCUCUUCCAAGGCUGACCUGCUGGCCUUGCUAGACGCCGGCUCUGUCCACGCCUUCAGCCUAGCUCCUCGCCCUGUCCGGCUCCGCAGGCACCACGAGUGGCCCCGGGGUCACACGCCCACAGACUAUGCCCGCUGGCGGGAGGCUCAGGCCCCGUACCGUGUGCAGUGGGCCGUGGACUACGAGCCCUACGUGGUGGUACCCCGUGACUGUCCCCGCUAUGACCCCCGCUUCGUGGGCUUCGGUUGGAACAAGGUGGCCCACGUCAUGGAGCUGGAUGCACAGGAAUACGAGUUCCUGGUGCUGCCAGAGGCCUUCACCAUCCACCUGCCACACACCCCGAGUCUGGACAUCUCCCGCUUCCGCUCCAGCACCACCUAUCGAGGCUGUUUGCAGGCCCUUAAGGACGAGUUCCUCCAGGACCUGUCCCGCCACUAUGGGGCUGCCGCCCUCAAAUACCUCACUGCCCUGCAGCAGCCCUGACCUCCCAAGGCUGGGCCUGCGUGGCUCUCCGCUGCCCUUGGCCUUGGCUCUCACUCACUCCGUUAUUUAAAUUAUUUAAGGUCUCUGUGGGAAGGGUUGCAGUGGAGCACCUAGGGUGGGGCCUGGGGCCCCCCUGGCUGUUCUGUCACUGGGGUCUGCUCUCCCUCUGCCCCAGCUGGUUUGGGGCUGGUUCCCUCAUCCUCAGCUGUGCACCUCUGUUUCAUAAUGAAUGUUUAAAAGCUCUGUGUUACUAUGUUCUUCUUGGUUUGGGGCAUGAGGCAUCCAUGGGCCCAGGGAGUGACUCAGUCUCGCUGGGCCCGGCCUCCACCAGAGGCUGUGACUGGCGUGUGUCUUGCCCUCCCUCCCUGGCCCCAAACCCAACACCAUGAGGCUGAGAGACUUUAUUUGGCUUUAUUUAGUAAAAUGUUAAAAUAAAUAAAUACAAAUUGAUCAGCUGCUCUGUAUCCCCCUCCCACCCCCUCAAAACAAAACAAAAAAAUCAAACAAACAAAAACUUUGAAGCACAAAACUCCAAAUACAAGUUCUACCAAGACUGAGAUCACAAAGGGCGUGGACAAAGACAGGUGGGGGCUGGCUGGCUCUUCUGCUCAGUGUGCUGACCCCUGGCUGCCUGUCCUGUCCUGCCUGGCUGCAGCUUACCCUGGGCCGAGGCCCAAUGACACUGGGAGGGCAGGGGCCAAAGGCUGCGGUGCAGGACAGGGUGUCCCCGGGGUUCAAGAGAGCCUUCUGGACGGGGGAAGCAGGUGCGAUUGGUGAGCCCCGCUCUCCCUUGGAAAGAGCUGCUUUGAAGAGUUCCACCCCAGUUCUAGGCAGGGUGUGACUCCCAGCUUCCUCCCCCUCAUAUUUGUGGGAGGGUCAGUUGUCUCCCGCCACCCCCUCCCUGCUUGGCCAGGCGCUGACACUGAGGAUGGCAGAGUCUCAGGGUGAGAAUGGGCCUCCUGUUUCCUGCCAACGGUGCCCAGCUGAGGGGUGGGGAGAGGCCCAGUCAUGUCCACAGAGCACAGCUGCCUCCGUCUAACGGAGGCCAUGGAAUCGAGAACCCAGGGCCUGGAAAACGUUCCUGGGCCACCAUCCAUCUCACCACCCCAAAAGCCUUUGGACCCUGGAGCGAGUCUCCUGUGAAGCCCUUGGAAAAAGAAGAAGACCACACCCUAAGAGGCAGUGAAGGGAGGAACCACGUGGGGCGUGCUGGGUGUGAGAGCCCAAGGAGGUGCCGCUGGCCCCAGAGAAAGUACAGGGAGGAGGUGGCAGAGGCAGGUACACUCAGACGGGUGAGCAGAAACGGCCCUCCUCGUGGGAGAGGCGUGGGGGAAGCAAAUGCACCCGUUCAUGCCGCCUGCUGAGCCAAGCAGCAGCAGGGACACGGAGAGGCAGUUCCUGGAGGGACACCGGGCACUCAGGUGCUGCCAGCUGGAGGCUGCCAUGGCCGUCUGCAGGCCCCACGAGGGCCUCCCUGCCAGGCACAACCAGCAGGUUUGCCCCCACGGGCCUGAUAAGGAAGGAAGAAAGCAGAACUCCGGAUGAGCUCAGAGGAGGGGAGACAAGACCGGGCAGGCUCCUUGAAAGAAAAAGGACCUGCAGGCCACAUUGGCAAGAAAGUGAGCUGAGCGGGAAGAUGACAGCAACAUGACCUCACUGCCUCCGGGACACAGGCCUGAUAAUGGGCCCCAUGACCAAGCGCCAGGUGGGCAGCUACCUGGUCCCAGGCCAGCGGGUGCUGGGCCUCUGAAGUGACUACAAAGCCAGCUGGUCUCAGAUGUACCUGGCAGCGGCUAACCUCGGGUGUGGGGAACGAAGGAAAGGAGGGAGAAGGGUGUCUCAGGUGGUCACAGGCACCCACAGACCUGUGGGACAGAGAGGAAGAAGAGACUGGGUGACAAGGGCAUUUUCUUUGUGGCAAGGGGUGUCUUAGAAUUUGAGUCCAGAAUGUGGGCUUGGGCAGGGUUGCAUUUUUGUAUCCUAUACUGGCUGACGCCCCAACUGGCUCACAGCUGAACUUCAGGAAGAAUCGACAUUCCGACCUCCCACCCGAGGCACAGUCAGAGCGGGACUGCUCACAGGCAAAGCACCCGCCAAUUCCAGUCCUGCCCCCACCCAAUCCUCCGGCAGCUCCUUCCUGAGCGAGGCCCCCGUGAUGAUGGUUUCCCAGCUUCUGGGUCCAGACAAGUCGAACGGGAGGGCCCCGAGACAGGGCUGAGCCUGGCGCUGAGCUCUGAACCUCCGCCAGCUACUCCUCCGACUAGCCCAGGCACUUCCUCCGCUCCCUGACGAGACAUAGCACCUUGGUUUCUGCGUGAGGAACGGGAGCUCCUCUCUGCCCCCUCAGGCAACCUCUCAGUCCUGCCUCUGAGGCCUGCACAGCCCAGAGUCCCCUCCUGGGGCUCCCUGGGAAGAUGGAUGAAAACCGCUGGUGGAGGUGAGACGUUUCACCCAAGAAGUGUCUCUCGGGGUCUAACUGGAUGAGGGAGAAGUUAAUGGAACCUGUCCUUUCCCUCCUAGACUCUGGCCAGUAGGAGGCACAGGGUGGGCUUGGGGGAGGGGGCCCUGGGAGGGCUUGGGGUGCACGGCCUCUACCUCCCUCCUGCUGGGCCAAGAACUCCGGCCAGAGCACACACCUAACAAAAUUUAUCUUCCGCAGGCAAGAUGACAGAGAUGGUCCGAGCCUUUCCGAACCCUUAAGGAGGUUUUUAAGGAGACGAGCCAGCCAAGGCAAGCACAGAGAUCUUGGCCGAAGGUUACCCAGGAAGCUUGUGGGUGGGCAGAGUGGAGUGAAGUCCAUCUCUGGUGCCUGGAGCCAGCAGGCAGAGAAAGGGGCUGGAAAUUUAGACCUCUCUUCAGAGGCAAGACAGAUACAAAGGCCACCCUGGGGCUGUCUGUCUCGGACACACCAUGUAACCUUGAGAAACCGCAUUCCUUUGUUCUUUCUGAGCACCAAGGGCUGAUGCAGCCAGCCUGUCCCCGCCCCCCGCCCCCUCCCUGAGGCUGGGGUGCACAGGCACCAAUGAGCUUCCCUGGCCAUUUCCUUCCAAGCUGUCCCCCAGGCACUCGGAAUGCUGGUGGCUGAAAGACCAAGAGCAGCACCAAAGGAAGGGAUCUUAUUUAGGCACCAGCCUUUUGCUCUAGCAAAAUCCGUGGGGAUAGUGGGUAGGCCCUCGAUAACCAUCCACACUCCAUUUGGGCUUCAAAAGCAGGAGCCAGAUCCCUGCACCAAGAAGGGAGGGCAGUCUUCUCUGAGGAGGGGAUGGUGGGAGCGCUCCGUCCCUGCCCGGCAGGCCGCAGCCAUCCCCGGUCAGAAACCAUGGAGACACAAACACAGCAAAAUAGCAUCAUGAUCAGCAGGUUCUGUGCUAAAAAAUUAUAACUACACAGCAUUUUCUCCAGUUCUGACACCUUUUUUAAUAGAAAUCACUGUUUUUAGGAAACAAAUAGCACUUUUGUAAUUUUUUUUUUACAAUGUUUCUUACCUUGAUCUUAAUUUAAGUAACACUAGGAAGACCUCAAUAUCUUUUAUUUUUCUUUUUUUUUUUAAUUUAAAAAAAAGUUGUUUUCCCCAGAUACAAAGAUUUUGCCCUUGCAUAAAAAAAACAGUGCCCGACGAUGACACAAGGACUCACACAGACUCACUGGACCUCACUGACACUAUGGCUCCUAUUCUACCAUGCAAGGUCUCGACUACCCUUAGCUGACUGUCAGCCUGAAAAACAGCUUUUCUAUUCCUUAGUUUAGUCUUUGUUACCAAAAAAAGUAAAAUAAACAAUAAAAUAAAACUUUUUUUU